Chrysochloris asiatica (Cape golden mole) is the source of this 4480-nucleotide messenger RNA. RefSeq names its product ATP-binding cassette, sub-family C (CFTR/MRP), member 10 (gene ABCC10). The transcript has 21 exons. Gene Ontology annotation, cellular component: membrane. Gene Ontology annotation, biological process: transmembrane transport. Bases 8 to 4480 code for a protein of 1490 amino acids. The record is from RefSeq and is a predicted model, not a curated record. NCBI's taxonomy places the organism in Eukaryota, Metazoa, Chordata, Mammalia, Afrosoricida, Chrysochloridae. Gene Ontology annotation, molecular function: ABC-type transporter activity; ATP binding; ATP hydrolysis activity.
GGCUUCCAUGGAACGUCUCCUGGCCCAGCUAUGCGGUACCAGUUCCGCGCUGCCGCUCCCGCUGUGGGAGGGGGGCACCACGGGCCACUGCUUCACCCAGCUGGUACUCAGCGCCCUGCCCCACGCACUCCUCGCCGUGCUCAGCGCCUGCUACCUGGGCACUCCGAGGAGUCCAGAUUACAUCCUACCCUGCAGCCCAGGCUGGCGUCUCCGACUCACAACGUCCUUCCUGCUUUCUAUUUUCCCUCUGCUAGACCUCCUUCCAGCUGCCCUGCCACCAGGGGCAGGACCAGGGCCCAUAGAGCUAGAGGUGUUAGCAGCGGGUGUGGCAGCUGUAGCCUGGAUCAGUCACAGCUUGGCCCUUCGGGCAUGGGCCCGUUCCCUUCACGGCCACUCCCGGGGUCCCUUGGUCUUGGCUCUGGCUGCCUUCCUACCAGCCCCAGCCCUGGUGCUGACCCUGCUAUGGCACUGCCAACGAGGCACACUUUAUCCCCCACUUCUCCCAGGGCCCCUUGCCCGCCUAUGCUUUCUCGUCCUGCAACUGGCUGCACUCUUAGCCUAUGGACUGGGCUGGGCAGCCCCUGGGGUACAGCGGGAACCCUGGCCCCAAGAGCCCCUCCUGCCCGAGAGGCAGGAACCUGAGGUGGCUGAAGAUGGCGAGAGUUGGCUGUCACGCUUUUCCUAUGCCUGGCUGGCACCCCUGCUGGCCCGUGGGGCCCGUGGAGAGCUCCAGCAGCCCCAGGACACUUGCCGCCUCCCCCACAGGCUGCAUCCCACCUAUCUGGCCCGGAUCUUCCAGGCACACUGGCAUGAGGGAGCCCGACUGUGGAGAGCCCUUUACAGGGCCUUUGGGCAACGCUACUUGGUGCUUGGACUGCUGAAACUGGUGGCAACUAUGUUGGGCUUCUCAGGUCCCCUGCUGUUGUCCCUACUGGUGGGCUUCCUAGAGGACAAGCAGGAACCCCUAAGUCAAGGUCUGUUCUAUGCCCUGGGGCUGUCCAGCGGGGCUGUGGUUGGUGCUGUGCUGCAGAACCAAUAUGGGUAUGAAGUACGGAAGGUGACCCUCCAGGCACGGGGGGCUGUGCUGGACACCCUAUACCGAAAGGCUUUACAAUUAGGGCCCAGCCGCCCUCCUGCUGGUGAGGCCCUUAACCUAUUGGGCACAGACUCUGAACGGCUACUCAACUUUGCUGGGAGCUUCCAUGAGGCCUGGGGCCUACCUCUGCAGCUGGCCAUUACCCUCUACCUACUGUACGUGCAGGUGGGCAUAGCCUUUGUGGGUGGUCUGGUCCUGGCACUGCUGCUGGUACCUGUCAACAAGGUGAUUGCCACACGCAUCAUGGCCAGCAACCAAGUGAUGCUACAGCACAAAGAUGCUCGGGUCAAGCUUAUGACAGAGCUACUGAGUGGCAUGCGGGUCAUCAAGUUCUGUGGGUGGGAGCAGGCACUGGGGACCCGAGUAGAGGCCUGCCGGACUCGAGAGCUGGGGCGACUGCAGGUCAUCAAAUACCUGGAUGCAGCCUGUGUGUACCUGUGGGCUGCUCUGCCUGUUGUCAUCUCCAUCGUCGUCUUCAUCACCUAUGUCCUCCUGGGACACCAGCUCACUGCCACCAAGGUAUUCACAGCCCUGGCACUGGUGCGCAUGCUUGUCCUUCCCCUCAACAACUUCCCGUGGGUGAUCAAUGGACUUCUGGAGGCCAGUGUGUCCUUGGAUCGGAUCCAGCGUUUCCUUGACCUUCCAAACCACAACCCUCAGGCUUACUACAACCCAGACCUCCCCACAGAACCAUCUACAGUAUUGGAGCUGCAUGGAGCCCUGUUCUCGUGGGACCCAGUUGGAAGCAGCCAGGAGACCUUCAUCAGUCACCUUGAAGUGAAGAAGGGUUUCCUGGUGGGCAUCGUGGGGAAGGUGGGCAGUGGGAAGAGCUCACUGCUGGCAGCCAUCGCUGGGGAGCUCCACAGGCUAUGUGGGCAGGUGGCAGUGUCAGGGAUGUCCAAGGGCUUUGGUCUGGCCACCCAGGAACCCUGGAUUCAGUUUGCCACCAUCCGAGACAACAUCCUCUUUGGAAAGCCAUUUGACGCCCAGCUGUACAGAAAAGUGCUAGAGGCCUGCGCUCUCAACGAUGACCUCAGCAUCCUGCCUGCAGGAGACCUGACAGAGGUAGGGGAGAAGGGUGUGACCCUCAGCGGGGGACAGCGGGCCCGGAUUGCCCUUGCUCGGGCUGUCUACCAGGAAAAGGAACUCUAUCUUCUUGAUGACCCUCUGGCUGCUGUGGAUGCAGAUGUGGCCAACCACUUGCUGCAUAGGUGCAUACUGGGAGUCUUGAGCCACACUACACGGCUGCUCUGCACCCACCGGGUUGAGUAUCUGGAGAAGGCUGACGUGGUGCUGCUGAUGGAAGCCGGACGCCUCAUCCAGGCUGGACCUCCCUCUGAGAUUCUGCCACUGGUACAAGCAGUCCCCAAAGCCUGGGCUGAGGAGGAACAGAAAUCUGACUCAGCCACAGCCCAGUCAGUAUGGACCCCAGGAAAAGCACAGGAGGGGCAGGACAUGGAGGAGAAUGCAUCUAGCCGUCUGCUGCAGGAAGAAAGUAAAAAGGAGGGCGCCGUGGCCUUCCAUGUGUACCGAGCAUACUGGAAGGCUGUGGGCUGGUGCCUGGCCCUAGCUAUCCUCUUUUCUCUGCUCCUCAUGCAAGCCACUCGGAACGCUGCUGACUGGUGGCUCUCCUACUGGAUCUCACAACUGAAGACAGCUAAGAAUAGCUCCCAGGAGGCUGCAGCCCCCACCGGCCCCAUUUCCUCAGGGCUCUUCUCUCCCCAGCUGCUGCUCUUCUCCCCUGGAAGCCUCUAUGCCCCAGUGUUCCCUCUGCUUAAAGCUGCCCCCAAUGGCUCCUCAGACGUCAGUUUCUACCUCACCAUUUAUGCGACCAUUGCUGGUGUCAACUCCCUCUGCACUCUACUCCGGGCAGUGUUCUUUGCAGCCGGUACUCUACGGGCAGCCGCCAUCCUGCAUCGCCGCCUGCUACAACGAGUCCUUAUGGCACCAGUGACAUUCUUCGAUUCCACACCCACGGGCCGGGUCCUGAACCGCUUCUCCUCUGACAUUGCCUGCACGGACGACAGCCUGCCCUUCAUCCUCAACAUCCUCCUGGCCAAUGCAGUGGGCCUGUUGGGCCUCCUGGCUGUGCUGAGCUCAGGCCUGCCCUGGCUGCUGCUGCUCCUGCCACCUUUGGGCAUCAUCUACUACCGUGUGCAACGCCACUACAGGGCCUCCUCCAGGGAACUGCGGCGCCUGGGCAGCCUUACCCUGUCCCCACUCUAUACCCACCUGGCUGACACCUUGGCUGGCCUCCCCGUGCUCCGGGCUGCUGGGGCUACCAACAGAUUUGAGGAGAAGAACCAGCAACUCCUGGAGCUAAACCAGAGGUGCCAGUUUGCCGCCAGUGCCACGAUGCAGUGGCUGGACAUCCGGCUACAGCUCAUGGGGGCCGCAGUGGUUAGUGCCAUCGCGUGCAUUGCCUUAGUGCAGCACCAGCAGGGUUUCACCAAUCCAGGGCUGGUGGGCCUGUCGCUGUCUUAUGCCCUGUCCCUGACUGGUCUGCUAUCGGGCCUGGUGAGCAGCUUCACCCAGACAGAAACCAUGCUGGUGAGUGUGGAGCGGCUGGAGGAGUACUCUUGUGACCUACCUCAGGAGCCCCAGGGCCACCUGCUGCAGCUGGGUGUCGGCUGGCUGACCCAGGGGAGUGUGGAGUUCCAGGACGUGGUGUUGGCGUACCGGCCAGGGCUGCCAAAUGCCCUGGAUGGGGUGACCUUCCGUGUGCAACCUGGAGAGAAGCUGGGCAUCGUGGGCCGCACAGGCUCCGGCAAGUCCUCCCUGUUGUUGGUGCUCUUUCGGCUACUGGAGCCCAGUGCGGGGCGAGUGCUGCUGGAUGGGGUGGACACCAGUCAGCUGGAGCUGGCUGAUCUCAGGUCCCAGCUGGCCAUUAUCCCCCAGGAGCCCUUUUUAUUCAGUGGAACUGUUCGGGAAAACCUGGACCCCCAGGGCCUGCAUGAGGACAGGGCCCUAUGGCAGGUCCUGGAGCAAUGCCACCUGAGGGAGGUGAUGGAAUCCACAGGUGGCCUGGACAGUAAGCUGAGUGAGGGAGGCCGAAGCUUGUCACUGGGGCAGAGGCAACUGCUGUGUCUGGCCCGGGCUCUCCUUACAGAUGCCAAGGUCCUGUGUAUUGAUGAAGCCACAGCAAGUGUAGACCAGAAGACAGACCAACUGCUCCAGCAGACCAUCCGCAAACGCUUUGCCAGCAAGACAGUAUUGACCAUUGCCCACAGGCUCAACACGAUCAUGAACUCCGACCGGGUCCUGGUGCUGCAGGCGGGGCGGGUCAUGGAGCUGGACUCCCCUGCUGCCCUGUGUGACCAGCCCCACUCGCUGUUCCAGCAGCUGGUGCACAGCAGCCAGCAAGGAACCUGUUCCUCUCCCUGA